AUUUAUUAAAUUUAUUUUCAAAAAUAUUAAAGGGUGUUAUGGGCAAAAAUGACACAAAGUAGAUAUUAGUCUAGAGGGACAUAGCAUCAGCGAGCAAGAUGAAAAUAACCAUCAUCAAUCACGCAGAACAGUCCCGUAGUGGUCAUCAAUCUUUCUUUCUGAAUAUAUCUUGUGCUUAUCUAGUUGUAAAGUUGGCAUAUUGUUAUUGUUUCAUAGGUUUGAAAGCGAGCCCAACAGAAUCCAAAGGGAAUAUGAGGAUCUUUUCUUGCAAUAUGAAACCGAGGUAAUACCUUGUCCUUCUCAACAUCAGUAGCUUGUGUUUUCUGUUUCUUAUUACUCUGCACCUUCCAAUAGAGAAUCACCAACGAAAGACAAUUGAGUGCUUUAUGGCAAAGUUGGGCGAAAAUGAUUUAUCUGGUGAAGCAACAUGCACACAUUUAGAUCGUCAAGUCGUAGGUAAUGUGCAUCGGGAUGAAAGCAAUGUACAUCUUAGGAAUCCAGAAGUUAUUCUUCUCAUUAAGCAACUCCAAGAGAAGGUGCAUUUAUUCUUUUCCUACAACUGGAACGUCUAGUUAAGUAGCUUUUCUUUCUUCUAUAUUAGAUUUGAGUGCUACAACUUGGAAACUUCACAAACAAUACAAGCAUCAGAUAUAAACGGCUCUGAUCCUCUUAUAUCUUCCCCAAGUGGACACUGACGCUUCUUAGAAGGCCGCAUAGUAUCUGGAUCAAAAUCUUUAGAUCCAAAUAUUUCCUAUGAGAAGAUAUCAAUAACCUAACAGAGUGACAAAUCCCAAAUCCAAAUUCUAAAUUCAAGCUUCAAAACCUACAUGGUACAUUUAGAAACUGAACCUAUUUGUUAAGUUGUUCAUAUCUUCUCAUAAGAGAUUGAUCCAGAUACUGUGCGGCCUCACAAGAAGCGUCAUUGUCCUCUUGGGGAAGAUAGGAUCAGAGCCACUUAAAUCUGAUACUUGUAUUGUUUGUGAAGUUUCAAAAGAGCGAGUAUCACAUUGUUAUGGGGUUGACUGUCUUGUUCGGUUUCAUGGAGAGUGUUUGACCCGUGAGUUCGGUGGUAGUGAGGAUCUCUCAAAUCCAGUAUGUCCUUAUUGCUGGUUCCAAUUUGUAGCACUCAAAUCUAAUAUAGAAUAAAGAAAAGAUACUUAACUAGACGUUCCAGUUGAAGGUAAAGAAAAGAAUAAAUGCACUUCUCUUGGAGUUGCUUAAUGAGAAGAAUAGCUUCUUGAUCCCUAAGAUGUACACUGCUUUCAUCCUGAUGCACAUUACCAACGACUCGACAAAAAUGCUUGCAUGUCGCUUCACCAGAUAAAUCAUUUUAGCCCAACUUUGCCUUAAAGCACUCAAUUUGUAGGUGUAGAGUAAUAAGAAACAGAAUACACAAGCUACUGAUGUUGAGAAGGACAAAAUAUUACCUCCGUUUCAUAUUGCAAGAAAAGAUUCUCAUAUUCCCUUUGUAGUUAUGUCUAACUCAUUUUCAAACCUAUGAAACAGUAACAAUAUGCCAGCUUUACAACAAGAUAAGCACAAGAUAUAUUCAAAAAGAAAGACUGACAAAUAUUGGAAUUUUCUGCCCGAUUGAUGGUUUCUUUCUGCUAGCUAGUCACAUGUACUAAAGUACAUGGAUCUGGAAGUGCAGAAUCUUCAUGGGUUUCAUCAUACUAUUUUCAUUUUGCUCGUUGAUGCUAUAUAAAAGUUUUUUGAAAAUAAAAGAUCUUUCAGUUUUAAGAAAGGAUACCCUUGACAAGAAAUGAGACUGAACCUGAUAUGCAAUAAGCAAAGUAGUUUUAUGGUUGAAGAAGUCAAAAUUUUCUCAUGUUUUUGUUGGCCAUUUAUAUAAUUUUACCUCUGAUGUGGAGUCCCAUGAAAGGUGACCAGUACACAGUGGCGGAGCCAGAAAUAUUUUUUAUUGGGGGCAAAAAUUAAUUAAAUUAUUUAUUAAUAAUUAAUAUUUAAAUAAAUUAUAUAUAUAUAUAUAUAUUUAUUAUUAUAUAAAGUAAUAACUACUGGUAUUUAAAAGAAAAUAUUUUUAUUAUUAUAUAGUUUAACAUAUAAAUUUAAUAGUUUUUAUAAAUAGUAUUUAUUUGUUAAGACUAAGCAAAAUAACCAAAACAUGGAAAAUAUAGAAUUUUUAAACUAGUUAUAGCAUCAACUAGUUAAUCAACUAAAAAUAUAUAAAAUGUUUUUAAGCAACCUCUUUAAAUAAAAUAUCGACGAUGUUAAAAAAUAUGGAGAGAAAAAAUACAUUAAAUAUUUUGUCAAAGAUACUUGUCUACGUAAAGCCAGCAAAAUAGGAAGGAUCAAUAAUUUUUUUAUAACUGAUAAAUGUUUUAAAAAAUUGAAAUGGAGGGACUAACUAGGUGUCGAACUAUGGUAUGGUGGGGGCAGGGACAAUUUUUCACUAGAGGCAACACCAACUGAGCUACUAAGAAUUUGGUUAUUUUGGUAACAAUGAUGAUAAAUAAUGAAAGUUGUUGGGGGCAGCUGCCCCCCUCUCCACUGCUGUAGCUCCGCCACUGCCAGUACACCUUGUAUCCCUCUUCUUUCACUGCAAUGAUAUCUUUUCGAAUAAAUGUAUAACGCCUAGCAGGCUCAAUUUAAGAAGGUGAGCAUCUUCUAUACCAAACUUAAUCAGGAAGUAUGUUACAAAGAUAGAGAGAGAAUAAGCCGAAGAUGAUUGGAUCCUACCUCAGACAUGGGCACAACUAGUGACACUUGUAGUGCUUGGCUAGCAAACUGAAGACUGCUAUUUCAUCUCCUUGCUUGAAUGUACAAGGAAGAACCCUAAACCCUAGCUCAAGUAUUAGGGCUGUCUUGCUGUGUACUCUUCACUAAUUGGUAUUUUUCAUAAAGAACCCUCAAAUUUAUGAAUAAUACUCAAAUCACCCUCUACAUUUUAAAUAUCUAUUCGGCCCUAUGCUAUGCUCAUCUCUCCAACUCUGAAUCACAAUCAAAUUAUUUAACAUAAUUUAAAACAUAUUAUACGUCAAAAAAGAUUUCUGAAAAUAAAAUUUAUGCAUUUCUGAAUAAAUUUUCACUGUCGCUCCAAAUUAUAACUAAAGCUUGUAUGCCAUAGCUAAGACAUCUAGGUUUCGGUAUUCAAAUGGUCGGGGUGAUAGUGUGUUCCUAUGAUGUAGUGGGAUAGUUAGGAUUGUUACAACUUCUAGCAGAUGGUUCCAAAUUGAUUCUACCAAGUAGUAAUUACCUUGUAGUAGUUCUUUCAUAUGCUAUGUCGAGAUUACACAAUGAUACUAUGAUCAAUUUGUAACCAAUGCCCGGUUUAGAAUGUUUAAUAAAAUCAUUCAAAAUGAAUGCUUAACUAACACUACAAAUUAAUAUAGGGGCAAUUCUAUCAGAUGACUCUAAAAUCGGGGUUUUCACCAAAAAAGCACACAAUGAGAACAAUGAUCAAAAAUAGUUUUAUUAAAAGAGAAAAAAUAAUUUCAUCUUUAUUUUAUAGAUAUUUAAAUACACCUAAUUAAUUUAAUAAAUAAUAAAAAAAUUAUUAUUAUUUUGAAUAAUACUUUUUUGAAUUCAAAUCUUUUUCGAUUUUUUUCAAAAUUUUAUUCUGAAAUCAAAAAAUUCUUGUUGAAACGAUUUUUUAAAGUUUUAUUGUAAAUUUUAAAUAUUUAUCUAUUUAUUUUUAAAAAUCCUAAACCUACUUCCCAAAAUCCACUUUCAAAUCUAAACUAUAAAUCUAGAUUAAUUACUUCUACUGUAUAAGUAUAUAUCUAUUCAACUAUUUAAUGAAACAUUUUGAUAAUUUUUUACUCUUGUGUGCUAUAAUAUUUAUCUAAAGUUUUUAGGGUCAUCCUAUAGAAUUAUCUUAAUAUUUGAAAUUUCAAACGACGAAUUAUACAGAAAAAAAAUGUUACGAUUUCUUUUCUUAAUUAUCUACGAACAAAAGGAUAAGAACAUUUGUCAAAAUGACAACACAAAUCAAUGGGGAAAACGAGUUGCCUAGUGUCUGACUAAGAAACUAGUAGACAACUAGAUGACAACAAAGUGAUAACACCCCAAACUGGUAAUCCGAUAACCAAACCAAGGUCAUAUAAUAUAUAAAUACGCACUCAUUCAAAUGUUAUGCCUAUAAAACUAUUGCGUGCACAAAAAAAAAAAACUAUUGCAUGGCUGUAUGAUAAUAUGAUAUAUAUGUUUGCUAUCCCAUAACAAACUGUUCAUAGCAUACCUUCGGCAAUUGAGAUCGCACGAUAAAUAUUAUUAGGUAAAUGUUAAAUAAAAAAAUUUCGAAGUAUUAUAUAAAGAACAUGGGUCGAUAUAUAUAUAUAUAUAUAUAUAUAUAUAUGAGACAUAUAUUUUGUAAUAAUUAUUAAGAAAUUCAUUUUCAUAAACAAAAUAAAAAUACAAAAUGAUAAGAAUCAAUGCAGAGAUAGAGAUAUUGGAAUUUUAUCCCCAAAGGAGAUGAUAAUAUCCCUUAUGGUAUUAUUCUUUUUCAGAAAAUUUUAAGUGGCUCGUAUUUAAAUGGUUGUCUCCAAAAUUGGUUUUCUCCAUCACACGAGAUAAGUUAUUAGAUUCCAAGUGCCCCAAGAGUACUAUCUCCAUCUCCUUCAAAUAACUAUUUUGUCUAUAAACAAUAUAUAUAUUAUAGUAUAAAAGAUAUCAUAAAUCUCCAUGAAGUUUGGUAUAUGAGAUGACAUAUUGAAUCCGUAAUCACCUUUAGAAUUUGUUCAUCAAAUCAUUUUUCUUUUCACAUCAAACAAUGAUUGUGUUAGACAUUAUCAUGUGAAUAUGAUAUUAUAAUUUAAUUUAUCAGAGAAGAUAUUAUAGUUCGUCUUAUCAGCACAUAUUUCUAUUGCAUUAUAGCUAAGGUGAAUCUGAUUCAUUGGAGUGUAACAGACGGGAUGGGUUCUUGUUCAGUCUUCCGUUUCUCUGCAUAUACCACUCUCUUCUAACGUUUUUGUUUUUUUAUUUCAUCGUUUGACGUUUUCAAAAAAAAAAAUUCCUUUACUGCACUCUAUAAUAUACUAACAUAUAGCAGAUUAAUAUAUAAUUUCUUUUAAUUAGGACCCGAGAGAGAAAAACAUAUCGAUUUUUACAUAGCAUUUUUAGGAUAACUCUACCCUCUCCCAAUUCAUAGAGUUCAACAGAUAAUCAUGAAUUGUUAAAUCAAAUAGUUUAAUAGAUAAAUAAGGUUUAACAAACCAAAAUAGAUAAAUGAAGUUUUAUUUGAUAGUUUAUCUAGAUAUCAUAUAAAGUUAGAAUACUUUUCUCUUAUUGUGAAUGAUAUAAUCAUAUAAAUACCAUGAUUAAUACUUUUUGAAAACUAUAGAACUGUAGUAUAUAUGUAUAACUACCAUUAAAUAUAACAUACCAACUUUCUUUACUAUUGAUUCAAUGAAGUACCUUGGAAACGAGCUGCUAAUUUCAGAUUUUACUAGAUCACUAAUAUAUGAACGGUUGACUCUCGAUACUAUUCUCCCAAAGAACUAUAUGGACCCAAACAACGUAGACCCAUAAGAACAUUAUACUUUUUUAUUUAUUUGGAUAGCUAACCUGAAAAAGAAAAUUGGAUAAAUACUACAAGUUGCGGAAUCUCUCAACUCUCUUUUCCUCCAUAUAAGGAGCCUAUCUUGGCAUUCGUUUGUAUUCGUAGCUUUGCAUCGAUCCCUUUUCUUUCUCUGAAAUUGUUUCGCAUAAUAUAUAUCUCACGGUUUUUCCUAAAGAAGCUUAAAUAAUACAAAGAUGGCCUCAAGUUCUAUGAGCUCCUCUUGGACGUCUAAGCAAAAUAAGAUAUUCGAAAGGGCUUUAGCCGUUUACGACAAAGACACUCCAGACCGUUGGCAAAACGUGGCCAAAGCCGUCGGGAAUAAAUCGGCAGAGGAAGUCAAACGUCACUACGAUAUUCUCGUUGAAGAUCUCAUGAACAUCGAGCAAGACUUAGUCCCUUUGCCUAAAUACAAGACCGUCGAUGUUGGAAAUAAAUCAAGAGGCAUCAACGAUUACGAUUUGAGGUUAAUGAAGAAUAUGAGGAUCCAGUGAAGUCUGUUACAUUGAAGCAAUAGUGCUAUAAAAGAUUCAGAGCGAUAUAUUUCCUUAUAUCACACACUGAUGAUCAUUGAUCAGAACUUAUCUUUUCAUUGUGCCACGUAAUUACUUAUUUAACCUUAUUUUCACAUCAAAUGAGCCAAAUCAUGUUGCUAUUGUGUUAUUGUUUCUAGUUAUUGAUUAUUAUAUAUUUUUGCCAAUUAUUGUGUUUGAUUUUCGAUGGCUUUAGCUAUCAAUAUAAACUAGUUUACACUGA
Molecule: messenger RNA, 6274 nt
Organism: Brassica rapa (field mustard)
Lineage: Eukaryota; Viridiplantae; Streptophyta; Magnoliopsida; Brassicales; Brassicaceae
Product: protein RADIALIS-like 5
Molecular function (GO): DNA-binding transcription factor activity
Source: RefSeq, a predicted model, not a curated record